AUGGCAGAACCAGCCCAGGCCCCGCUGUCCCGCCUGCUUGUGCCCGUGCUGCUGGCGCUGGGCUGGAUCCUGGGCUGUGCCCUCAUGGUGUACAUUGUCUUCUCCUGACCUCGGAGGGAUGGCAGUGCCACACAGAGCCCUGUGGUGAGAAGAACCUACAAUGAAGUUGAUCAGAAGAACUCAGAAGUUCAGUUUAGAUUUCUAAUUACUAAAAUACGUAUAAAAUGAGUUAUUUUUAAUAUCAAGCAUGUAAAUGCUGUGCACACUUUUUAUCCGUUAGGAAGCAUCACCAAACCUAUUUCCCUGUUCUCAGAUUAUUUGCAAUUUAGGGAGUGGUUUUUGGAAUCUCGUGGUAGGUCAGAUCCUGCCUGCUUGCUGAACAGCAAACUUUUAAAACAGCUACCCACCAGCUAAGGAGCUUCAAGCUUGGUAGAAACAGGCAAGGGUUAAUUUCUCAUGGGGCCUGGGCAAGUAUUUUUAGCGUUAUUAUGGGGAAAAUCUCUUGGACUCCAUUGCUAUGAAACAGAACAUUGCAUGUCCUUGGAAAAGAGAAGCCCAGGCCGAGUCAGGGCUGGGAGGGUUGUGCAGCUCAGUGUGUCUGAACAGGGCUCACCAGGGCCCUCAGUGCCCUGUGCUGGGGUUUGCUUUUUAAUUAGAACUGGAGAUAAUUAUACUCCCCCAGUCAAUAAUCAGCCAUGUGAACUUCCAGUGACUUUGCCAUUUAAAUCACAACUGAGCAUCAGAUCACUGCAUUUUCACUGACAGCUCUGGGCUUUUGAGCAUGGAGAUUUUUCUACUGAAGAACUGCAGUUCUGAGAAGAUGAAAUCAUUAAUAAUUCAAUCCCCAGUUAAAGCAGAGAAUUGAUUGUGAGAGGCAUGUCUGGAAGAUCCCAGCAAGAUGUGUGUUUAAGGGAAUGUGAAAAAAUUCUUAACAAACUCUGAUGGGGUUAAAUAGAGAAAGAAACUAAUUUUUUUCACUUCUGCUCACAUAAUUAGUAUAAUUUUGAGAAUGUGAGGA
Messenger RNA from Zonotrichia leucophrys gambelii, 1018 nucleotides. RefSeq names its product small transmembrane regulator of ion transport 1 (gene STRIT1). Gene Ontology annotation, biological process: regulation of slow-twitch skeletal muscle fiber contraction; regulation of ATPase-coupled calcium transmembrane transporter activity. The coding region runs from base 1 to 108 and encodes 35 amino acids. The transcript is spliced from 3 exons. The record is from RefSeq and is a predicted model, not a curated record. Lineage: Eukaryota; Metazoa; Chordata; Aves; Passeriformes; Passerellidae.